Messenger RNA from Podarcis lilfordi (Lilford's wall lizard), 2065 nucleotides. NCBI's taxonomy places the organism in Eukaryota, Metazoa, Chordata, Lepidosauria, Squamata, Lacertidae. The record is from the annotation of a GenBank genome assembly.
GGGAACACCGGCCAAUGACAGCGAGGCCGGGCGGGGUCCGCCUCCCUCUGGCCCGCGGGCCACGUGACCGAGGGCGCUUCCGGCGUGGGCGCGCUCGGUGGCUCGCGAUGCGUCUCUCGGCGUCGGCGUGGAUCAAGCAUGGGCGCGUCUACCGGCGCCUCGGCCUCGGGCCCCGCUCGCGCCUCGACCUGCUGCGGAACCUCGUCACGGCCCUGGUGCGCCACGAGCGGAUCGAGGCCCCUCGCGGGCGCGCCGACGAGAUGCGCUUCUACGCCGAGCACGUGAGAGGGGGCGGGCGAGAGCGGUGCACGUCGGAACGCGAGAGCCGCGUAGACACGCGUCCGGGCGGGCGCGCAGCAGAGAAAUGCCCGUGAAAUGCCCUCCGCAUGCGCGCGGCCAGGAAAAAGCAAAGCCCUUCCUGGGGACCGUUAGCAAAAUGACACUGCCAUGAGGCAACCCUCUGGCGCGGCCGCAUCCUCAAAAGGGUUAUUGCCGAGUUGGGAAAGGGCUAAAGGAUCAAGGGGGAGGAGGGACUUCCCUCCCUUUCUCAUAACAGUCCAACUUGUGGGCGUCCAGUGUUGGGAGAUUCAGGGCAGGUGUACAUCGUUCAGCCUUGGAACUCCCUGCCACGGGAGGCAGUGAUGGCCUGAAUGGCUUUAAAAGGACUGGACAAAGUCCCCCAUAGCUCCUAGCCGGGAUGGCUCUGCUGUUCCUCCACAGCUGGAGGCAGCAAUGCUUGUGAAUACCGGCUGCUGGAAACCACGUGAGGGGAGCGUUGCUGUUGUGGUCGAAUCCUGCUUGCAGGUUUCCCAUUGGGGGCACCUGGUUUGCCACUGUGAGAACAGGAGGCUGCACUACAUGAACCCCCUUUGGCCGGAUCUAGUAGGCUGUUCUUACCUUGACAUCCUCUCCUCUCUCUCCUCCCUUCAGCUGAUCAACUAUGCCAAGCGUGGGGACACGGACCCCCAAGCAAUGCGCAUGGCCGACUUCUGGUUGACGGUGAGGCUGCAUCCCUUCUGGGGGGGAGGGUCUCCUGCCAACUCUGCCCCCACUGAGCCCCCUCUUUUGCCUCCCCCACCCCAGGAGAAGGAUCUCCUGCACAAGCUCUUCAAGGUGCUGGCUCCUCGCUUCCAGGCACACUCCAGCAACUACACACGCCUGCUGCGGAUCCCCAACCGGGAGAACCUGGACCGUGCUGAGAUGGCCGUCAUUGAGUACAAGGGGAACCCGUUUCCGCCCCUCCUGCGCCCAAAGCGCGACAGUGAGAAGACGCUGGUGAAUCAGCUGCUGAAGGGCUUCCGGGAGGAUGCCCUGAGGGCGCCGGAAGCUCCACUCCAGGGGAGCCCAUCUGAGGGCACGGCAGUGUAGACAGAAGGACAGACACCACUUCCUCCCUCCCCUUCUCCUGUCACUUGGAAGCCUGCCUACGACCUCACCUUGAUGUUGGGGAGAGGAGCUGCAUUUCUUUGGGUUUUUUGAGACCACCUCCCUGCUUUCAUCUACUUUGCUCUGCAGGUUACUAGUUUUCUCUUGGGACUGGAAACUUGAAAAAAGAGAAGCUCUCUUACCUUCAUGCACACCGAAAUAAACGACAGCAGCCGUGGAGCAAAUGCCUUGGUUUCUCUGAAUUCUCUUUGUGCUGCUUGCAGCCGAGUGAUGGUGCUUGGUGACAUAUCUGGCCUGCAAUGGCACCAGCGGAGCCAGGAGCAGGUGACUUACUAGGACUAGGUGGUUAAGUUGGGGAGGGAGAAAACCUUAUGCUGGAGUGCUCUCGCAAUUUAGGACAGCCAUUCUCAAACUUGAGUCCCCAGAUGUUGUUGAACCACAACUGCCAUAAUCACUAUUUAGCAGAACCAGUGGUCAGGGACGAUGGGAGUUAUAGUGCAACAUCUGGGGACACAAGCUUGAGAAAGGCUGCUUUAGGAACACAAAAGCGCCGCCUAGCAACUGGAGCCACUGUUUGAAAACCAACCUUUGCAUUUAACUAGUAACUUCCACUGGAUCAUUUCUGUAAAUCCCAGAUCUCCCCUCUCAUUAAAAGUCUUUUAUUAAAAGAAGUACAUCG